This is a messenger RNA of Moneuplotes crassus, 1980 nucleotides long. Lineage: Eukaryota; Ciliophora; Spirotrichea; Euplotida; Euplotidae. The record is from the annotation of a GenBank genome assembly.
AUAAAAUUAUAAUACCAGGUAAGAUGAAAGAUUGAGAAGACGAGCCUCAGAGCCAAAAUAUUGAUAAAGGCAUGAGCAAGUCUCAAACACCAGUGAAAGAGAAGAGUCUAAACCAGUCAGGAAUUCUCACCCAGGAAAAGUCAGCAAAGAUCAAAUCUCCAAGCAAAAAGAUAACCUUGGAAACAACCGGAAAUCCAAAUGGCACCUCAGAUCUCGAAGAUAGUAAAGCUUCAGAUGCUUUUUGGAAAUAAAAGAGAUGACAAAAGGCUUAAGAAGGCUGUCAGCAAGUACCACAAGCAAGGGUUCUCCCGGAUCGCUCAAGAAGUUGGUCGUACGAAUAGCGAGUGUCGGGCUCGCUAUCACAUUCUCCAGAAGCGCAUCCAGGAUAAGAAAAUUAAGAAAUCCAAAAAUCUAAGCCUUAAAAUCAAUCGUAUCAACAAAGCUCCCUUAAAAGACUCUGAUCUGGAAAAUUACCUGAAGGAUCAAAAUAAGGUUUCAAUUGAUAAGUCAACAAAUGACAAACUACUCCAAAAAUCAAAGGGCAAAUCUCCAGAAAAAUCUGAAGAGACAAAAGAGGCCGUCCAAAAGAAACCCUCUGGAGAGAAAAUCCCUGCUUCGAUCUCCGGCAUGAAGAAGGUAGUCAUCAGGAACAAAAAGAAGGAGAAACCUCUCAAAGUGAAGAAGCCUCAGCCCAAGAAGAACAAAAGGAAAAAGGUUUCAAAAAGAGUCCAAAGGAACGAAAUGAUUAAGCAAGAAGAACUCAACCCUAUCAUGGAGAUGAUCAAUGGUAAUAAGAAGUCUGAUCAGGAAAAUGAGGAUCAGGAGCCUCAGGAGGUUCAUGAAGAGCAGAAGAAUACUGAAGAGAUUGACCUAAAUGCAUCUCUCAAUAAGAUCCUAACUGAAAACGGCAACACAAGAAUUAAGCAAGAAGUAGACGAUUUUAACCCAGCAGUAAAGCUUUCUUAUAAGUCAAAGCCCGAAGAAGAGAAGAAGUACCCAAGCCUGCAAACCUUAUUCAAUAAGAAUACCUCUGGAGCACCUGUUAUUAAUGAGGAGAAGCAGUCAGAUUCGUCCCUUGUUUCUGGAAAAUUACCAAGUUUGAAUAAUAUUAUCGAUACUUGUAACAAAGAUCAUAUUUCACUCGAUGAGCCCAUGACACCUGUACUUGCUUCACAAGAGCAGACAAUCUCAAAGGAGAUUGUUGACAACAAUAAGGCCCAGGAAUCUCUUGAGCUGCUAAACAGAAGGUUGUCUUCAAACCCUCCUCCAAUUGAUCAAGAAAUGCCACCAAGUACAAAUCUUGAAUCCAGCAACAACCAGAGUAAUGAAAAGAGAAUGUUGUUUGGCUCUCCAAGAGUUGAUAGUGGCAUCGUCUCAGGGUCCUCGCCCAAUGGUCUACAAGGCAACCUCCAAAGUUUUAGAAGUGUUAAGCAAGAAGUGUUGCAGCCAACCAACAGUAUGGCCAACAGCAAUUACUGAAAUCAGCCUGUUAGUAUGCCUGAGCAACAACAAGCAAAUCUUCCUGAGAUGCAUCAGGCUGUUUCAUCUAUCAGCCAAAACAAUAUGAUAAGAAUCCCUAACCUCAAUAAUGGGGAGGAAGACCCAGACUAUGAGCUGUAUGGUUUUGUCUACAAAAUCAAAGUCCAUGAAGUUCCUUCAUCAAGAGGAUGAUCAUUCAAGAGGUUGAAAAGGAUCGAAUUACUAUACAACGACCAGCAAAAUCGUCUUGAAAAUAUUCCUUUCACUCACGAAGUGGGAAGGAAUGGCCACAAUGCCAACCCUCCCAUGGUGACAGUUUAUCCUUUACCGACUCCAAACGAGUCAGAUGAUCAUGAAGAUAGGGAUUUUUACCAGCAUUUCUCCCAGAUCCUCUCCCAUUUAUCCAUGAACUCUUCUAUAUAUGAAAGGGCAAGACUGAUAUUCGACUAGAGAAAUAGCAAGUCUAUCAAUAAACUGCUUUACCUGACUAACUUACAUUUC